Messenger RNA from Capsicum annuum, 1663 nucleotides. RefSeq names its product IAA-amino acid hydrolase ILR1-like 4. The record is from RefSeq and is a predicted model, not a curated record. Gene Ontology annotation, biological process: auxin metabolic process. NCBI's taxonomy places the organism in Eukaryota, Viridiplantae, Streptophyta, Magnoliopsida, Solanales, Solanaceae. Gene Ontology annotation, cellular component: endoplasmic reticulum. Gene Ontology annotation, molecular function: IAA-Ala conjugate hydrolase activity.
ACACACCCUUAGUAUGAUUAUGACUAGAAUUGUGAUUCUUGAAUUCCCCAAAAACUGCAAGUAAAAGCAGCAAAAAGUAGUAGAUAUUUUUUCCAAGAACUCAACACUUUUCAUCAUUUCAAUGGAUUUCUUGAAAUGGGUUCUUGCCAUUUACACUCUAUUCACAUUUUUAGCAACACCCAUUUUAUCAAUACAUGAAAAUCCUGAGUUGGGGUUUGAGGAAUUUAAGACUAGUAAGCUUAUUAGAAAUGAGCUUGAUAAUAUGGGAAUUUAUUAUAAGUAUCCUGUUGCUGUUACUGUUGUUGUUGGUUAUAUUGGGACUGGAAAACCACUUUUUGUAGCACUUAGAGCUGAUAAGGAUGCUCUUGCUAUACAGGAGGAAGUGGAAUGGGAGCACAAGAGUAAAAUUCCGGGCAAGAUGCAUUCUUGUGGACAUGACGGCCAUGUUGCUAUGCUUUUGGGUGCCGCAAAGAUUCUUCAGGAGCAACGCGAUGAUUUGCAGGGAACUGUACUUUUGGUUUUUCAGCCAGCUGAGGAGGGAGGUGGAGGAGCGAAGAAAAUGCUUGAAUCCGGGAUACUUGACAACGUUGAUGCCAUCUUCGGUCUGCAUGUUUCCGUCAAUAGUCCUAUUGGCACUGUUGCUUCCAGUUCUGGCCCUAUCAUGGCUGGCAGUGGCUUCUUCGAUGCAGUAAUAAAGGGGAAAGGCGGUCAUGCCGCUAUUCCGCAACACACUAUAGAUCCUAUCUUAGCAGCUUCUAACAUUAUAGUUAGUUUGCAACAUCUUGUUUCGCGGGAAGCUGAUCCCUUGGAUUCACAGGUUGUUACGGUUGCAAAGUUCAAAGGUGGUGGUGCAUUUAACGUUAUACCUGACUCUGUCACAAUCGGUGGAACUUUCAGGGCAUACUCAAAAGAAAGUUUCAUGCAACUUAAACAGAGAAUCGUAGAGGUUAUUACACGACAAGCUGUUGUACAAAGGUGCAAUGCAACAGUCGACUUUGAUACCACAAAUAGGCCGUUUUACCCGGUGACAGUAAACAACAAAGCAUUGCAUGAACAUUUCCGAAAUGUAGCUGGACAGAUGCUGGGUAUCGACAAGAUCAUAGAAAAGAAGCCAACGAUGGGUACAGAAGAUUUUUCGUUCUUUGCUGAGGCGUUUCCUGGAUACUUCUACGUACUUGGAAUGGUCGAUGAAACUCAAGGACAAUUUGAGUCAGGACACUCCCCUUUCUACAGAGUCAAUGAAGAUGUACUUCCAUAUGGUGUUGCUUUACAUGCAUCAUUAGCCACAACUUACCUUCUUGAACAUCGGUUAAAAUCAACCACUCAGGAUCAAAGUGUCCAUGACGAGUUGUGAGUUCCUACAACCACCUCGCGGAUGCUAUAGUUUUCAUACACAUCCGUGGUGAAGUAGGUUCCUCUCUGUCUAUUCACUUAGUAUCUUAACUUGUUGGAGCUAAGUUUGGUUGAUCAUCCAAAGAAAAGGCUCUUGCCACCAGUGGCGCUAUUGGUUUGAGUUAUAAAGAAUCUUGGCUGUGUCUCAUAGUUGUUUUCUUUUUUCAAUGCGACUGAUAUAGCCGACCCCAACUUAUUUGGGACCGAGACAGUUGUUAUUGAUAUUGAAUCCCGUAGCUUCUUCAAGGAUAUAAGGUUUUUCUCUGAUCUA